GAAUCGUUACUUGGGGACACAGAAUCGUUACUUAGGGACACAGAAUCGUUACUCAGGGACACAGAAUUGUUACUCAGGGACACAGAAUUGUUACUCAGGGACACAGAAUUGUUACUCAGGGACACAGAAUCGUUACUCAGGGACACAGAAUUGUUACUCAGGGACACAGAAUUGUUACUCAGGGACACAGAAUUGUUACUCAGGGACACAGAAUUGUUACUCAGGGACACAGAAUUGUUACUGAGGGACAGGGACACAGAAUCGUUACUCAGGGACACAGAAUCGUUACUCAGGGACACAGAAUCGUUACUCAGGGACACAGAAUUGUUACUCAGGGACACAGAAUACUCAGUUACAGAG
Molecule: messenger RNA, 360 nt
Organism: Staurois parvus
Lineage: Eukaryota; Metazoa; Chordata; Amphibia; Anura; Ranidae
Source: the annotation of a GenBank genome assembly